AUGUUGCCAGUUCAAAUUCUGAAAGACAGUGCUCACGAGGAACGUGGUGAGAGUGCCCGUCUCAGUUCAUUCGUUGGUGCAAUCGCCAUCGGUGACCUCGUCAAAUCAACCUUGGGACCAAAAGGAAUGGACAAAAUCUUGAUCUCCGGAAUGGACGGACAAGGAAUCAAAGUUACCAAUGAUGGUGCCACUAUUCUCAAAUCGAUUGGUGUUGAUAAUCCAGCUGCUAAAGUGUUGGUUGAUAUGUCGAUGACACAAGAUAAUGAAGUUGGAGAUGGCACAACAUCAGUCACAGUUUUAGCCGCCGAAUUAUUGAAGGAGGCUGAGAAGUUGGUGAAUCAACGAAUUCAUCCACAAACUAUUAUCUCUGGUUAUCGCAGAGCUCUUGGAAUCGCUCAACAAGCUUUGAAAAAUUCCAGCAAUGCUUCAGGGUGAGUUCAGAUUUUGUCAGAAUAUUCAAAAAUAAUUCCAAUAAUUUUUUUAGCGAUCAAAUCCGUGAAGACUUGUUGAAAAUCGCUCGCACCACCUUGGGCUCAAAGAUUCUCAGCCAACACAAAGAGCAUUUCGCGCAACUCGCCGUCGACGCAGUUUUGAGACUCAAAGGUUCAGCAAACUUGGAUGCUAUUCAAAUUAUCAAGAAAUUGGGAGGAUCAAUGAACGAGUCUUAUUUGGAUGAUGGAUUUUUGUUGGAAAAAUUGCCGGGAAUGUUCCAACCACGUCGUGUUGAGAAGGCAAAAGUUUUGAUCGCCAACACACCUAUGGAUACUGAUAAAGUCAAAGUUUUCGGUUCGAGAGUUCGAGUUGAUGGAGUUGCAAAAGUUGCUGAACUUGAAGCCGCUGAAAAAUUAAAAAUGAAAGAGAAAGUUGAUAAAAUCUUGGCGCAUAAUUGCAAUGUUUUCAUCAAUCGUCAAUUGAUUUAUAAUUAUCCUGAACAAUUGUUCGCUGAUGCUAAAGUUAUGGCUAUUGAACAUGCUGAUUUUGAAGGAAUUGAGAGAUUAGCCUUGGUUCUUGGUGGUGAAAUUGUUUCAACUUUCGAUUCACCAGCCACUGCCAAAUUCGGAGCUUGUGAUUUGAUUGAAGAAAUCAUGAUCGGAGAAGACAGACUUUUACGAUUCUCCGGUGUCCAACUCGGAGAAGCCUGCUCAGUUGUGCUCCGCGGAGCAACUCAACAAAUCCUCGAAGAAGCCGAGCGAUCCCUCCAUGAUGCAUUGUGUGUCCUCGUCACUCACGUGAAAGAAGCCAAAACUGUCGCUGGAGCUGGAGCGAGUGAGAUUUUGAUGAGCGCCGCUGUCGCUGCGGAAGCUCUCAAAGUUGGAGGCAAAGAAUCGCUUGCAGUUGAAGCGUUCGGAAGAGCUCUCCAACAAUUGCCGACUAUUAUUUGCGAUAAUGCUGGUUUGGAUUCGGCUGAAUUGGUAACACGUUUGAGAGCUGAACAUGCUCAAGGAAAUCAUCGAAUGGGAAUUGGUAGGUUUUGGAAAUUUUCAUUUUUUUUGAAAUUUCUAAUGGUUUUCUUGAUUUUUUUUUUGAAAUAUAUGUCUUCUAGUAGUUUUCGACCCUUGUCAAAAACUGCAAAACUCAACUCCUAACAUGAGCUAUGACGUGGCGGACUUCUGGAGUUCGCUUUCAAAAUGGUCUGAUAGCAUCGCGUUGUUCAGUAGGCUCUUUUACAUAAGGCCGAGAGUUUUUCUGUCCUCCCGAACAACAAGAUUCUCAUGAAAAUCAUUUUGAAAGCGAUUUUUGACCUUCGAAAGUCCCAACUUUGCCACGUCAUAACUCAUGUUAGGAGUUGAGAUUUGCAGUUUUUGACAACGGAAUCGUGAUUAGAAGGUGGAAAACUACUAGAUCUCAUUAAAAAUCUUGAUUGCAACUUCCAACCAAAAGAAAAAUCCAAUAAUCUUUCAGACAUUGAAAAAGGCGAAAUCACCGACGUCGUCGCUCUCGGCGUCAUCGAAUCCUACAACGUGAAAUUGUGUAUGGUCUCAUCGGCCGCCGAAGCAACCGAACAAAUUCUUCGCGUCGAUGAUAUCAUCAAAGCGGCGCCACGUCAAAGAGCACAAGAUAAUCGACCAUGCUAA
Messenger RNA from Caenorhabditis angaria, 2075 nucleotides. NCBI's taxonomy places the organism in Eukaryota, Metazoa, Nematoda, Chromadorea, Rhabditida, Rhabditidae. The record is from the annotation of a GenBank genome assembly.